CCCCUCAAACCCAAAGACAACGAAGUCGCAAUUAUACACUAGAGACACCGUAACAUCUACAGAAACAUUGUCGAGAAUUCAAGAUGCCUUCGGCCGUCGCUGAGCUGUGAACCCCCACUGCGGGACGUGCCCGAUUUCUCCAGGCAUGUUCCGCAGUCCAGCAGCCUCAACGAGUAGUUCAACUCUGCCAAUUCCUCUCGACAAAGUUACCCACGGCUUUCGUGUCCUUGGGCCCUCGACUUCCACUUGAAACAGGGGAAUAGUCGAGACAAGCCAGCAACAAGAUUUCCCGCGCGUGGAAGCCUCCUGCUGUGAAGAAAACAAAUCUAGAAAACCUGACUUGAAAUCCAAGAUUGGAUCACUCGCGCCCAACGACUUUGUAUCAGAAUACUAUCACAACCAGGUUCACCAACCGAGACCCUCAAUACUCGGCAAAUAUUGACCAUAUUUGGCACUCUGCAUAGCUAGCAGAGACAUAAACCCAAAAAAAAUCACCUGGAUUCUGCAGCCUGUGGUCCCUGAUCCCAGAAGCCUGUAGCUCUAGCCCUUCACCGCCCUUUGUGGCUUGACGAGAAACCACCCCGACAUUUACCCUUACAUAUUGACCCCUGCACAUACCCCAUCAUGGCGAGCAGGACCAUAAUACGGCUCAAGCUUCCCCAGAAGAAGACUCAGGUCAAGCCACCGGUCAAGCGACGCCGGUGCUCUGACACCUCAUCGAGCUCACUUGAUCUAUCGGACGAUGGAGGCUACUCCGCCGUCGAGGAUGUCAGUGAUGACGAGGAUGACGACGAGGAGGAUGUCUACGCGGCCGAGGCAGAGCACAUAAUCAACCGUGUGACGCACCCAAAGCACACACCUAGCUCUUCUCGGCCACAGCUUGAAGACAGUGAGGACGAGGACGAGGAUGAAGAAGAUGAGGCCGACGACGAAAACGAGGAAGAGGAAGAGGAUGAAGACGACCAGGAGGACGACCUCCCAGAGUGGAAUGGCAUCGUAUCAGACCCUGAAGACGAACCUCUCGUCGAGCAACCGCCCGUAGAGCGGCAUGUCCGUUUCACGGGUGUUCCCGAUUCAGAUUCGGAUGACACGUUGUCGGAUGUUUCCGACUAUAACAAAGAGUUCUUCCCCGACAUUUUCGUUGAGCAGGCGUCGCUUGACCCUGCUUUCCGCCGACAGGUUGAGCAGGAUCCCGACGACACGUCCAGUGUCGGCUCUUUCUGGGAUUUUGAAGAUGCAAACGAUCAUAUGUUCGCCCCUCAAGGCCAUAUGGUUACAGAAGAUGCCACCGAAAGUCAGCUUGCAAGUGCGGCCUCUACGCCAGCCCGGAAUAUUGAGGAGCUAGAUGAUAGCUCGGAGUCCCUGGAUGGCUACGAGACGGAUGGUGAAACCACGGAGGAGGAUAUACCUACAGAGCCCCUCAUCCGCAAGAAACAAAUUCGUCGCAUAGAGCCCGCUGAUGGCUCGUCAGACUCAGAUACUGCAAGCCCGGCCAAGUCAGCAAAGACCGCAAAGACCGCAAAAACCUCCAUCCAACGAUUUCGUAGCAAAGCUGGCAAGCCCCGUGUCGGACAUUUCGAUUUGGACAACAACGACAGCAAGCCCGUGGGUGUCAUGGAUCCUGUUACUCGCAAGAUGAUUAUCUUCACCCCGUCCAAGACACGGCGCAUGGAGUUGUCUCAAGAGUCUCUCAACUGGCAAGAUUCUGAGAUUAACAACAUGAUUGGCAUGCAACAAUCCCCAAUCCUCAGCAACUCGGGUAGUAUGAUGUUCGGCGCCAUGUUCUCCAACAACGCAAUGGGAGACUUUAUGAACAACUUGCCCGUUGGGCCCGAGGAGGCAUUCUAUCCUCUAAACUCGGAUGCCAUGUCCUACUCAGAUGGCUCCACCGGAUCUGAGAACAUGGAUUUUGUUGGUGAUGAAGGCGAAAAGGACUUGAAAUUGGAUGAUUUCCUCAUCUUUGAUUCUAACGACACCGGGGAUGAGGCAGAGACUGCCAAUCCUUCAGAAGAUGAGAAUGAUGGCGGCGCAACACCCACACCCGCACGCCGUCAUUCUGUCGCCGCCAGCUCAGUCAGUGAUGCCACAGUCAACGGCGGCGGUGACAUCCACCCGCUGCUGGCCCACUUUGAUCGCAACUCCGAAAAGGUCGGGGCUUUCCGUCGCGACCAGGUCAAUAAGCAACUAAUCCUGAGCGACAUGGCAACUGAAGAGUCGCUGCUCUUCUCUAAUGGGUACUCGAACCCAAUCAGGGGCGUCAGAAGUGACAGUCUGAAUAACAUUACAGCCCCAUUGACACCUGUGCGGCGGCGCAAGUCGUCAGUCAGUGCAUACCAGCACAUGAUCAGCAGUCCUCUUGAUAGCGUUGCCCAGAAACGCAAGGCGUCCUCCAACCUCAACGAGGCGCACAAGAGGCAACGGAGCAUCUCAGACGUCCGGUCACUGCAGAUAUGAUCGCAUUUGGCAUCGGACCGGCAGAGUAUGCCAACUGAACAGACGUACAAGGACGGCAUGAUUGGCCGACCUUGAAACAAAGGUCGGAGCGGUCAUCCCUGGCCUUGGCCUAAUUUUCUCAACUUUGUCCUUUUUUCCAACAAAAUCUUGAUAUAUCUUUCCUUGUGUUUGAAACAAAAAAAAAAUUCAUACUUGAGUAUUUCAAUGCUGGUCUGAUUCUUUCGCAUGUGUUUUCUUUGUACUUGCUUUUUAUCGUCAAGUUUGACCACAAAGGUUUGCAGGCGUUCCUCACUAGAGAAAAGUCACCAUUUAAUGGUUUGGGAUACAACGCUUUUUUCUGGAGUGCAAAAAGGAUACCCCAUGGCUAUGCAUAGAAGGCGAAAGAUCUUGGGCUCGGCCCAUGCUCUGCCACAGUCUCUUGUGCGCAAAGGUGGUUUUGGUGCAACUAGACGUUAUAAUGAGAAAAAAGUUGUCAGUAUGGUUUGAUAUUAUUUCUGUUACCUUUUUGCUUUUGCGAAUUUGAUUCGAAUGUUUUGUAGAUCAGUCUCGUCAUGUUUCUUAUGCCAUUGAAGACUUGGAAGAUCAAGAUCCAUCUGGGAUCAAACUGGGUGAUUUCGCGUCAUUAGAUCUGUGGCGCAACCACAGUAAUAGUUAGUUAUG
Pyricularia grisea is the source of this 3114-nucleotide messenger RNA. RefSeq lists its product as uncharacterized. NCBI's taxonomy places the organism in Eukaryota, Fungi, Ascomycota, Sordariomycetes, Magnaporthales, Pyriculariaceae. The transcript is spliced from 2 exons. The record is from RefSeq and is a predicted model, not a curated record. Bases 625 to 2454 code for a protein of 609 amino acids.